Rhagoletis pomonella (apple maggot) is the source of this 2702-nucleotide messenger RNA. It is a transcript of the gene CRAT, whose product is annotated as carnitine O-acetyltransferase. NCBI's taxonomy places the organism in Eukaryota, Metazoa, Arthropoda, Insecta, Diptera, Tephritidae. Gene Ontology annotation, molecular function: carnitine O-acetyltransferase activity. The transcript has 8 exons. Bases 295 to 2289 code for a protein of 664 amino acids. The record is from RefSeq and is a predicted model, not a curated record. Gene Ontology annotation, biological process: carnitine metabolic process, CoA-linked. Gene Ontology annotation, cellular component: peroxisome.
AUAUUAGAGGAUUCCGCUCAUUUACUUCUUUAUUGAUAAGAGAUAUUGGCCAAACCUCGCAUUCACGUAAACAAGUUUUGUUUUUGAAAUUCAGACGAGUUUGUGAAGCGACGAAAAGUGUUUGCUCAACCACUGCUACCAAGCAGCGUACACAAACUAGUUUAAAGGUUUUGACUACGUGGUACGCCACUUUGAUUAAAUUAACCAAUCUUAUAAAAGUGUUUAAUUCGCCUACGUUCUAACACAUUUUAGUUGCUAAUCUCAAUUCUAUUAACUCUCGGUACACCUGUGAUUAUGCACAAAAGGCAAAGCUUCAAAAGCAAUCCGGACUGGGCACAACAAUUUACCACCGACCAAGUUAACAAAAUGCAGUUUAUCGCGCGACGUGUCGCUAUGAAUUUAACUAAAACCGUAUUGGCGUCGUCGUUGAAGACUCCGCUGCCCAGUAUUGCCGCUGCCGUCCAAAAAAGUUUACCCGACGCCCGUUUUUACUCCAUUUCUGAAGGCCCACAAAAACAAAAUCUGUUACGUUAUCCAGCAUUUCCACUAAAAGAUACCUUGGAAACAUUUUUAAAAACCGUCGAGCCGGUGAUCAAUGCUUGCGAACUUGUUGAAACUAAGGAAGCAAUCAAGAAGUUUGAGGCCGGUGAAGGCGCUGAAUUGCAAAAGCUGUUAGAAAAGGCAGCGAUAUGCGAAGAAAAUUGGUUAGCUAAGCGCUGGUUACGUGCAGCUUAUCUGCAAUACCGCGCGCCAGUUACCGUUUUUGUUAGCCCAGGCAUGACAUUUCCACCACAACGUUUUGAAAAUGAUGAAGACUUUCUAAAUUAUGCCGGCAAGGUUGUUUAUAGCAUGGCACGCUAUAAGCAAAUUAUUGAUGCCGGUGAAAUUCCUGUUUUGAAAAUGGGCAAGUAUGAGCUAGACAAUUCGCAAUUCGGCAAAGUUUAUGGCACGUGUCGUAUACCACAGAAGGUCGAAGAUGCACUGGAAUACAAUCCUAAAUCACUGCAUGUAGUGGUGUUGUACAAAAAUCAUUUUUACAAAGUACAAAUCUACAAUAAUAAUGGCGUGGCCUUGCAUCCGGAUAUAUUGGUGAAACAAUUCAAGACCAUUAUGGAAGCUGAAGCUAAAAAGGGUGUGGAAAUUGGCGUUUUAUCCACUGAUAACCGCGAUAAUUGGGCGCAAGCUUAUGAAGAGCUCCUGAAAAUCGAUGGUAACAAGGAACUGGUGAAAACUAUACAAAGUGCCUUAUUUACAGUAUCUUUGGAUGAGUGUUUCGAUGUUGCAGAUGACCAAUUUUUCAAUGAGUUAAGUGGCCAGUUAAUACAUGGCGGUGGAGUAAAGUUAAAUAGCGCCAAUCGUUGGAUGGAUAAAACAAUACAACUAAUACUGAAUCGCAAUGGCAUGAGCGGAUUUUGUUAUGAACACUCACCGGCUGAAGGUCAACCAAUUGCCAACAUCACCGACUAUGUAACCAACAAUUUAUGCAAUGAAAAACACUACGAACAGAGCGCUCGUGAUAACUAUCCUUGCCCCGAAAAGCUUAAAUUAAAAGCCAAUAAAACCUUGAAUCAGUAUAUUGAAAAAUCUAAGAAGAACCUCAAUGAAUUGGCGGAAAAUUUGCACGUAAAUGUUUUGCAUUUCAAGGACUAUGGCAAGGGUUUCUUGAAGAAACAAAAGCACAGCCCAGAUAGCUACAUACAAAUUGCACUACAAUAUGCUUACUACAAGCUACAUAAAGUACCAGCCGCUCAGUAUGAGUCUGCACAUUUGCGUAUUUAUAUAUACGGACGCACUGAGACCAUACGCUCGUGUUCCAAUGAAUCAUUGGCAUUCGCCAAAGCAAUGGAAGACGCUUGCGUUGAGCCAGAGGAACGUGUCGAGCUAUUGCGUACCGCUAUAAAUGCACAUCGUGCAUACACGACAGCAGCAUUACAAGGCAGAGGUGUUGAUCGACAUUUGUUGGGAUUAAAACUCAUGGCUAUUGAGAAUAAUAAACCAAUACCAGAAUUCUUUAACUCGCCUGGUUAUGUAAAGAGUUUAGUCUUUCGUGUAUCUACUUCACAAGUGGCCACACCCAAUCUUGGAUUCAUGGUGUACGGCCCAGCUGCAGACGAUGGUUACGCAUGUUGUUAUAAUCCACGCGAAAAUGAUAUAAUCUUGGCAUGCACCUGUUGGCGUGAUAAUCACACUUCAAACGUGGAUACGUUUGUGUGUACAUUGCGUGAAGCAUUGCUAGAAAUGCAACAACUAUUAGUGGGCUAUGGAAAAGCACCAGCCGCGAAGUUGUAAUGAGUGAUGAGAGAAGUAAAUUCUGAACUGGCAGUGAGAAAUGCGCUGCGCUCGAGGUUUUUUGUUUUGCAAAUAUUAAGUGCCUUCAAGUUUUUUUUUUACAAAUUUUUAUUGAAACCAUUUUCACGCAAAUAAAAAUUCAUUGUGCAACAACAAACUGGAUUUUAUGUAAGUACACAUUUUCUACUUUUAGAACGAAAUAUUUUUAGACUGUGUAGAAAGCUAGCAGAAGUUUAAAUAAUUGUGAAGCGAAUUAAUGACUUUAGUUUGAAGCACAUCAUAAAAAAUACUUUUAAAUUUAUUUAAGGUAAACAGACGCCUAUCAGAUUAUUGUAACACGGUUAUUCUAACGAUCCAUAUUAAUAUGUAAAUGUUUAAUAAAUAAAUUAUUGUUUAAUCACUUUAAAAUUGAA